Molecule: messenger RNA, 2510 nt
Organism: Pyricularia grisea
Lineage: Eukaryota; Fungi; Ascomycota; Sordariomycetes; Magnaporthales; Pyriculariaceae
Exons: 3
Coding region: 272-2002 (576 amino acids)
Cellular component (GO): RNA polymerase II transcription regulator complex
Molecular function (GO): transcription cis-regulatory region binding; DNA-binding transcription activator activity, RNA polymerase II-specific
Source: RefSeq, a predicted model, not a curated record
UUUUUUUUUCUUUUCUCUUUUUUUUCUUUUUGUCCCUCGUUGCGACCCCUGACCCUGAAAUCGGGUCGUCAUUCAUCUCCGCUUUCCACCCUCUCCAACCCAAGAUUCUGCUUCCGACAUCAUAAUUUUUCGUCUGGCAAUAGCGGGAAAGGGCAAUUCCUCAACAUUGCCAUCCAGUUGGAACUGGUCGUCCAAUCCGAGACGGGUGUGAAAUAGCAUAAGAAACAGCACCCAAAUCAUUUUAGCUGUCACCAAAUACCGAAACAGCACAAUGUCUUCUUCACAGAGCGGCUCGCUUCACAACUUCAUGUUGACCCCGCAGCAACAGAGUCUGCUCUUCGCUGCACUCAACGCCAAUCGCGCUAACGCGUCGCCAAACACGGGCUUGACAAUGUCGCCUAAUUCGUUCACGCAGUCUCCAGUUGGCAACUCGGAUCAGAAUACAAUUCAAGAGAGCCCCUUUCUAGACUAUGACUUCUCUUUUGAUGGUGCAGAUACAUCGUUCGACUCACUUUUCGACAACAGCACCACUACCGCUAAGAUGAUUGGUGACCUGCCAGGCACAAAUGAAAAGACAGAAUCGGUUGGCUCAAACUCGGAUGGAACAGACACUCCCGAGAAAAGGAGCCACCCACAGGACGACGACGACGAUGCGGAGAAAGACCCGAAGCGUCGCGAGGGUGGUGAGAAGGUGCCCAAGAAGCCCGGUCGGAAGCCUCUUACCUCCGAGCCGACCUCGAAGCGCAAAGCGCAAAACAGGGCAGCCCAGCGCGCGUUCAGAGAACGUAAAGAAAAGCAUGUCAAAGACCUGGAACUCAAGGUUGAGGAGCUAGAGGAAAUCUCCAAGGCUGCCAAUGACGAAAACAGCAGUCUGAAGGCCGAGGUCGCGCGCCUGAGUACCGAGCUGAAGGAGUACAAGAAGCGUCUCUCCCUACAGACCAACAGUCGCCCGCAACCAAGACAGCAAACUUUUGGAAGCCCCAUGGUUCAUAACCUUCCCGACGUCAACUUCCACUUCGAGUUUCCCAAGUUCGGAGCUUUGCCUGGCCCUCCUGCGUCCAACGUGGCGGGUAGUACGCCCUCGGCGAGGGGCCUGUCGCAGACACCUUCCUUCACCAGUAGCCCUAGCCAGCAAGGAAGCCCUGACGACGGCAGCAAGGAUAAGGCAACGCCGUCAUCGUCAUACUCAGUUGGCCUAGACAGUCAGACUAAGGACGAUAUUGCUAAAUUCUCGGGCAUCUUCAGCCCUCCUCUGACCAACACAAAUGUUGCCAACGCAUCGAGGGGUAGCAUGGACUCUCAAAGCGGCCCCGGGCUCUCGAACACUAGUUCCCCUUCGGCAUCUACGGGCUCUCAUGCUGGCCCAAGCUCUUCAUGUGGCACAUCCCCAGAGCCAUUCACACAAUCUCCCAUGGGUUUCAAGCCGAUAGACACCCUGACAACAAUUGGGGAGGAGAACGCGAAUGUGCAGACAACGGAUCAGGGACUUGGUGGUCAAGGUCUAGGCCACUUCUCGACGACGAAUCUCAACGACAUUGACUGGCUUUCCCAGGCAAAUAACUUCCAGUUUGACCCCCAGCUUUUCGGCGACUACAGAGAGCCCCAGCAGAACAUCGUCAGCAACGGUGGUCUCGGUGGUGACUUCUUCAACGACGCAUGGGAUAUGGAUUUUGUUACACCAUUCAAUGUGGCACCUAGCCCAGUAGCUCCCAAGAAGGACCUCAUUGCCCAAAUUGACGCUGCCAAGGAGGAUGACGCGGUUGACGGCAAGGGAGAGCUAUUGACUUGCAAUAAGAUUUGGGAACAACUGCAAAACUGCCCCAAGGUUCAGAACGGCGACUUUGAUCUUGACGGCCUGUGCUCCGAACUUCAGAAGAAGGCCAAAUGUUCUGGCUAUGGUGCUGUCGUGGACCAGAAUGAUUUCCAGAGCGCCAUGAAGAAGUACCUGGGCAAGAAUGCAGAGGGAUGCAUCCAACCUGCUGGUGCCGCGAAGUCGAGCUAGUCUCGCUGUUCGCAGGCACCGAGGACAGUUCCAUCUACGAUUUCUUGGGGCGCUUUUGGUUAUGAUGUGAUGCUUCGAAUUACCCUGGGCCAUGGUGGGAUUUGGUUCUGAGGAAUCACACCUGGAGUAUUGCGAUUAAACGGAGUUCAGUGGGUCGGUGUUAUUGGAAGGAAAACCAUGGCCGUACUAAUCGGUCCGUCAGGAGCACAGACUGAAGGAUUGGUGGUUUUCAUCUUGUUGUUUUAUCUAUCGUCUGGGGAAACCCGUAUAUUCUCUCUGCUUUCUGUUUGUCUUUGGGAUACUUUAGUGUGUCUGGCUACUAUUUCUGACAUUACCAAACGCUUCUUGGUCACUUUGGCUCGGAUGUGAUUUGGAAAGAGAGCGAUCGAAGUCUGUAAAAGGUUCUCGGCCUGAUUCUCUCGGUGUACAAGUCAAUUUUUACGCAAAUAGGAUUCUUUCAUGGAAUAUGUAACACAUGUUUACUUUCAAAUACAGUUAUGGGUUAAUC